Thamnophis sirtalis is the source of this 3512-nucleotide messenger RNA. The record is from RefSeq and is a predicted model, not a curated record. Lineage: Eukaryota; Metazoa; Chordata; Lepidosauria; Squamata; Natricidae.
GCAUGGCGGGGAGCCUCCCGGGACUACGCUGCGGUCUGCUUCUGCUACUCCUCUUGCCGCUGGCGUCCCCGCAGCAGCCGCCCCCGGCGCCCCCGGCCUCGCUCCAGCGGGGGAGCGUGUGGUGCCCCAGCCGCUGCCUCUGCUUCCGCACCACCGUGCGCUGCAUGCACCUCAUGCUGGAGAGCGUCCCGGCCGUGGCCCCGCAGACCUCCAUCCUAGAUCUUCGGUUCAAUCGAAUUAAAGAAAUCCAACCUGGUGCAUUUAGAAGGCUUAAAAAUUUGAACACAUUACUCCUCAACAAUAAUCAUAUUAAAAGAAUACCAACUGGAGCAUUUGAGGACCUUGAAAAUCUAAAAUAUCUCUAUUUGUACAAGAAUGAAAUCCAGUCAAUUGACAGGCAAGCAUUUAAAGGACUUGCCUCUCUAGAACAACUAUAUCUGCACUUUAACCAGAUUGAAACAUUGGAGCCAGAAUCAUUCACUCAUCUUCCCAAACUUGAAAGAUUAUUUUUACACAACAAUAGAAUUUCUCAUUUAAUUCCUGGGACAUUUAGUAAUUUGGAAUCCAUGAAACGUCUACGUCUGGAUUCCAAUGCACUUCACUGUGACUGUGAAAUAUUAUGGCUGGCAGAGCUGUUAAAAACAUACGCCGAAUCUGGCCAUGCGCAGGCUGCAGCCACAUGUGAAUAUCCAAGGAGGAUCCAGGGAAGGUCUGUGGCCACAAUAACACCAGAAGAACUUAACUGUGAGAGGCCAAGAAUUACAUCAGAGCCUCAGGAUGUGGACGUAACCUCAGGGAAUACCGUCUACUUCACUUGCAGAGCUGAAGGAAAUCCCAAACCAGAAAUCAUUUGGCUUCGCAACAAUAAUGAACUCAGUAUGAAAGCAGAUUCUCGAUUAAACUUGCUUGAUGAUGGGACUUUAAUGAUUCAGAAUACGCAAGAGACAGAUCAAGGCAUUUACCAAUGCAUGGCAAAAAAUGUAGCCGGAGAAGUUAAAACUCAAGAAGUUACUCUGCGAUACUUUGGUUCACCAGCUCGGCCAAGUUUUGUGAUUCAUCCACAAAACACAGAAGUUCUGGUUGGAGAAAGUGUCACCCUGGAAUGUAGUGCAGCUGGGCACCCCCAGCCACGCAUCACGUGGACAAAGGGUGACAGAACACCUCUGCCAAACGACCCACGGAUCACCAUCACUCCAUCAGGGGGGCUUUAUAUCCAAAACGUGGAGCAGGAAGAGGCUGGCGAAUAUACCUGCUUUGCAACCAACAGUCUCGAUAGCAUCCAUGCAACCGCCUUCAUCAUUGUGCAAGCUGUUCCUCAGUUUACUGUGACCCCUCAAGACCGAAGCGUGAUUGAAGGGCAGACUGUCGAUUUCCCUUGUGAGGCACAAGGAUAUCCACAACCAGUCAUUGCAUGGACUAAAGGAGGUAGUCAGCUGUCUGUAGAUAGAAGACACUUAGUUUUGUCUUCUGGAACUCUGAGGAUUUCCGCAGUGGCCUUACAUGAUCAAGGACAAUAUGAAUGUCAAGCUGUCAACAUUGUAGGAUCUCAAAGAGUUGCUGUCCAUCUGAAUGUACAACCAAGAGGAUGGUGUUCAGGUGACAGAAAGUGGGAAAUUCCAUGUUAACUCUGAAGGAUUUCUUACUAUUCGAGAUGUUGGCCCGGCAGAUCAAGGCCGUUAUGAAUGCGUAGCAAGGAAUACGAUUGGAUAUUCCUCGGUUAGCAUGGUACUAACUGUGAACGUUCCUGAUGUGAGUCGAACUGGAGAUCCAUUUGUAGCAAGCUCAAUUGUUGAAGCUAUUGCUACUGUUGACCGAGCAAUAAACUCCACACGCACACAUUUGUUUGAUAGUCGCCCUCGAUCGCCAAAUGAUUUACUAGCCCUAUUUCGAUACCCAAGAGAUCCUUACACUAUCGAACAAGCAAGAGCUGGAGAAAUAUUUGAAAGGACACUGCAACUAAUUCAGGAACAUGUACAAGAUGGUUUAAUGGUUGACCUUAAUGGAACAAGCUAUCACUAUAAUGAUCUGGUAUCCCCGCAGUAUUUGAAUCUGAUCGCUAACCUGUCAGGCUGCACUGCCCAUAGGCGUGUGAAUAAUUGUUCCGACAUGUGCUACCAUCAGAAAUACAGAACACACGAUGGGACGUGCAAUAAUCUCCAGCAUCCGAUGUGGGGAGCCUCCCUCACGGCCUUUGAACGACUGCUGAAAUCGGUCUAUGAAAACGGUUUCAAUUUGCCAAGGGGCAUCGGAUCUAAUCGACAUUACAACGGAUACACGCUCCCAAUGCCCCGUUUGGUAUCAACUACCUUAAUAGGGACCGAAACAAUAACUCCAGAUGACCAGUUCAGUCAUAUGCUUAUGCAGUGGGGCCAAUUCCUGGAUCAUGACCUUGACUCCACGGUGGCUGCCCUAAGCGAAGCCAGGUUUUCAGACGGUCAGCAUUGUAGUUCAGUUUGUACCAAUGACCCUCCGUGUUUCUCUAUCAUGAUCCCGCCUAAUGAUCCUCGGGUCAGAAAUGGAGCACGGUGCAUGUUUUUUGUACGUUCCAGUCCCGUGUGUGGAAGUGGCAUGACCUCCCUUCUCAUGAACUCCGUCUACCCACGAGAGCAGAUCAAUCAGUUGACCUCGUACAUUGAUGCGUCCAAUGUAUACGGCAGUUCAGAGCAUGAAGCGCAAGAGGUCAGGGACUUGGCAAGCCACCGGGGCCUCCUGAGGCAGGGUAUUGUGCAGAGAUCCGGAAAGCCUCUCCUCCCAUUUGCGACGGGCCCUCCAACAGAAUGUAUGAGGGAUGAGAACGAGAGCCCAAUUCCCUGCUUCUUAGCUGGAGACCAUCGAGCCAACGAACAGCUGGGACUCACCAGUAUGCACACACUGUGGUUUCGAGAACACAACAGGAUUGCUACUGAAUUACUGAAGCUGAACCCACAUUGGGAUGGCGAUACAAUAUAUCACGAAACACGUAAAAUCGUUGGUGCGGAGAUGCAGCAUAUAACCUACAGCCACUGGCUGCCCAAAAUCCUGGGAGUGGUGGGCUUGAAGAUGCUCGGUGAAUAUAAAGGUUAUGAUCCCAACGUUAAUUCUGGCAUAACAAACGAAUUUGCAACUGCAGCUUUUAGGUUCGGACACACCUUGAUCAACCCUGUCCUCUAUCGAUUGGACGAGAAUUUCGAGACUAUUCCGCAGGGCCACAUCUCUCUCCACAAAGCUUUCUUUUCCCCAUUCCGGAUUGUAAAUGAAGGAGGCAUCGAUCCGCUCCUUCGAGGGUUAUUUGGCACUGCCGGUAAGAUGCGUGUGACCUCUCAGCUGUUGAACACUGAACUGACGGAGAGACUGUUCUCCAUGGCACGGGCCGUAGCUCUCGAUUUGGCUGCCAUGAAUAUUCAGAGAGGGAGAGAUCACGGGAUCCCACCCUACCACGAAUUUAGAGUCUUUUGUAAUCUGUCUUCCACACACACAUUUGAAGAUCUAAAAAAUGAAAUAAAGAAUCCCGAAAUCAGAGAAAAACUCAAACG